AUGGGGCGGGAAUUGCGUGGGCGGGGCCCUGAAGUGGCCAAGGGCCUUCUCGGGAGGACGGGGUUUGCGCUGGGAGCGGCCCAGGGGCGUGGCCCUCAUAUAGCCGCCUGGCCUCAGGGCUCGCUACCUCUGUCGCCGCUGAGCAUGUUCUCCCGGGCGCCGGCUGACCGCGGGCUCCUGCUGUUGCCGCCACUCUUACCGCUGCCGCAGGUGGCGCUGGGUUUCGUGGAAGGCAGCUGCGACCCCUCGGACCAGUGCCCGCCCCAGGCCCGCUGGAGCAGCCUGUGGCACGUGGGGCUUAUCCUGCUCACUGCCCUCCUGCUGCUGCUCUGUGGAGUCUCGGCCAGCUGUGUCCGGUUCUGCCACCUCCGGAAGCGGGCACACUCGCAGCCACACCUGUGGCCGGCCCCUGAGCCUUGGGACCUGACAGCCAUUCCCGUGGACAGUGACAGCCCAGCGCACAGCACUGUGACCUCCUACAGCUCCAUGCAGUGCUGGCUGGGCAUGCAGCUACCCCUGCCCUUCGGGGAGCUGGACCUCGACUCCACGACCCCUCCGGCCUACAGCCUGUACACCCCUGAGCCGCCGCCUUCCUAUGAGGAGGCCGUCAAGAUGACGAAGACCAGACAGGAAGAGCCACCCCCCUCCCUGUAACCCAGCCUCCCCUGGGGCCUCGUGCCUCGAGACCCCUCCAGGGCUCUAGGAGCCAGGCCCCAAUGCCCAGGACCCCUAGCUGUGGCCCUGGUGCCCCGUAGUGGGGGCAGGAAAGCUCUCCCAAGCCUCCCAGUGCCACAGGCCACUCUGCUCACAGGGGACUGUGCAAGGGCACCCAGCCUGUCCUCACCGUCCUUUCCUCAGGAAGGCCAGCCAUCCAUCACAUUGCUGCAGCCCUGGACUCGUUGCUGUGUAACACUGGACAGCCAAGCUGACUGGCCCUCUGUUGGACACACACACACACACACACACACACAUGCUGCUACAUCCAGCCCUGGCCCCUAGCCCAGCCCCAGCAGGCCCUCAGCCCAGAGGAGGCCCCAAAGGUCUAAGCCUCAGGGCUCAGGGCUUGCUGUGAUGUCCUCAGCUUCUCAGAGAGAAAAUAAAGUUUGUAUCUAGGUGA
Molecule: messenger RNA, 1117 nt
Organism: Bubalus bubalis (water buffalo)
Lineage: Eukaryota; Metazoa; Chordata; Mammalia; Artiodactyla; Bovidae
Gene: TMEM52
Product: transmembrane protein 52
Exons: 6
Coding region: 1-654 (217 amino acids)
Source: RefSeq, a predicted model, not a curated record